Messenger RNA from Rotaria sordida, 333 nucleotides. The record is from the annotation of a GenBank genome assembly. Lineage: Eukaryota; Metazoa; Rotifera; Eurotatoria; Philodinida; Philodinidae.
AUGCAUACAAACAAUGUCUCAGACUUAUCGGCAAUUAUAACUGAUAAAAAGACUACUUCGACUGGUGCAGAAAGACGAAAAAAAAGACCUGCUCCUCUAUCACCUAAUUGUCAAGCAAAGCAAGGUAUGGCUGAUCAUUAUGCAUCCGAAGAACGAACUCCGAAUGUUACUGCAAAAUAUGUUGGUCAAUCAAUAUGUGUUAAUGUGACUGAGACAGCUGUGAAAGUUCGCCCAAACGUUCAAGUGUUGCUUAAACUUGCUGAUGAAGAAUUGCUUCAAAUAGUGAUUAAAAUCGAAAGCGAAUGUCCACAAUUAUCUUCCUCUACAAUUUGA